UGGGAUGCAUUUUUCGACGAAACACCGGAAGUCAGACACGGCUUCGUAUUUUUCUCCCUUUAGGUUCGCCCUUUUCUCAACAUUUUAUCUGAAAAUAUAAAGAAUUUAACACCUUUGGAUCAGCGAUUCAUGCCAGGAAUGGAGGACUUUCACAACGGCAGCGAGGGCUCCUUCAACUCAGAGGAAGCUGACAGUGUCGUCAAAGAGUGUAUCGAGAGCGUGGUAGGUGCUGAUGACUACAGCCAGAAUCAGGUGAACAAAUGGACCGCCAGCAUCGUGGAGCGCUGCCUCACACAGCUGAUGAAACAGGGGAAAGCAUAUAAGUACAUCGUGACCUGUGCUGUGAUGCAGAAAACAGGAGCCGGCCUCCACACAGCUAACUCCUGCUACUGGGACACGACCAUGGACGGAAGCUGCACCGUGAGAUGGGAAAACCGCACCAUGUACUGCGUGGUCAGUGUGUUCGCUGUGGCCAUCGCAUAGACACACACUCACGCCAUCCAAAGGAGGAGUGCAGGGUGUUCCAGUGACCAGCAGGGGGCCAUCAAGUGCCACAUAGUCCACUUUCAUACAGCUGUGAGGAGGAGGAGGAGGAGCUGUGUUUCCAGCCUUCAGAUGCAUGAAAACAUCAUCAUCAUCAUGUUCAUGUAUUUAUCCUGUCAUGUAGCUGCAGUGCUUUAAUAGAUCACAUUCAGCCUGACAGCAUGCAGCAAUCAGCCUGAUUCUUCUUCUUCUUCUGUGUUCUGCUACCUUUAUUAUGUGUCUCAUGCUGACGAGGAGAGGAGAGGCUUUUUGUAAUCGGAGCGGUUUUACAGAAGGAAAAUAAACAUUAAUGAGCAAACAAA
Messenger RNA from Labrus bergylta (ballan wrasse), 845 nucleotides. RefSeq names its product dynein light chain Tctex-type 3. Gene Ontology annotation, cellular component: cytoplasm; cytoplasmic dynein complex. Gene Ontology annotation, biological process: microtubule-based movement. The record is from RefSeq and is a predicted model, not a curated record. Gene Ontology annotation, molecular function: dynein intermediate chain binding. Lineage: Eukaryota; Metazoa; Chordata; Actinopteri; Labriformes; Labridae.